Molecule: messenger RNA, 4342 nt
Organism: Bactrocera tryoni
Lineage: Eukaryota; Metazoa; Arthropoda; Insecta; Diptera; Tephritidae
Gene: nolo
Product: protein madd-4
Exons: 17
Coding region: 1-4167 (1388 amino acids)
Biological process (GO): extracellular matrix organization
Cellular component (GO): extracellular matrix
Molecular function (GO): metalloendopeptidase activity
Source: RefSeq, a predicted model, not a curated record
AUGACAAUUUUCAUUGAGAAUGCAUCGGUCGCGAAACGCCUGAACGCCAGUCAAGCUUUCGAUGAUACUUGGAAUACCGCCUCCGAUUUGGAGAAUGAACUAGAACAAAAGCGUGCCAAAAGCAGCAGCAGCAGCUCAUCAUCGUCGGGCAGCAAAGAUGGCCAAUGGUCCGGCUGGUCGGAAUGGUCGACCUGUUCACGUACCUGCGAUGGCGGCAUUAUGCAACAAAUACGCCGCUGUUACAACACAAAUGGCUGCAAGGGCGAAACCAUACGCUAUCGCAUCUGCAACAUGCAGCCAUGCCCCGAGCUGCAAGACUUUCGGGCGCAUCAGUGUGCCGCAUACAACGAUGUGCCCUACGACGGUACACUCUACACGUGGACGCCGCACUACGACUAUGUGGAGCCAUGCGCGCUAACAUGCAGAGGCCGUCCAGCUCAUUUACAUUUGGGCGACAGCGCAUCAUCCGAAGUUGUUGAGGAUCCCGAACACUAUGAUGAUCAUGUGAUCGUACAACUGUCGGCGAGCGUACAAGACGGCACACGCUGUCGAACGGGCAGUCUCGAUAUGUGCAUACAGGGUAAAUGCCAGCGCGUCGGCUGUGACUUAAAAAUCGGUUCGACGAAAAAGAUCGACAGCUGUGGCGUUUGUGGUGGAGACAGCAGCUCCUGUUCGCAGCCACUUUACUAUUGGGAGACAGCGCCAACAACACAAUGUUCGGUGACAUGUGGCGGAGGCUAUAAGAUGUCUCAACCGUUGUGUCGAAAUCGUGUCACCGGCGUAGAAGUCGAGGACUCCAUGUGCGGUCCCCAACGGCCGGAACCGUCAGUGCUGCUCUGUAACACACACACCUGCCCACCAAGGUGGAUCACUGAUGACUGGAGUCCAUGCAGUCGCCUCUGUGGACCUGGCUACCGUGAGCGCAUGGUGGUGUGUGCGGAGGAGAAUAAUGGCAUCAAGACAACGGUGCUGGAUGUGACGUGUCGUGCGCCAAAGCCAGCCACACAGGAACCGUGCAUGAUAGAGAAGUGCCCAACGUGGGAGGUGGAAGAAUGGACUGGAUGUUCAGUAACUUGUGGGCAGGGCUUGCAGAUGCGUGGAGUGGAAUGCAAAUCGGCCGACGGCAGACACAGCGCCAAAUGCGACCCACUUACGAAGCCCGCAUCGGUGCAGCAAUGCUCAACAGGGAUCUCAUGUGACAACGGCGGCGGUACGAUUAUACUCGGCAGCAGCGGACCUCUCGCAUCGUCGGAUGAUGCGGAUGUCGAUGAGGACGAUGAAGAGGAUGACGACGACUCGGCAGAUGUAGAUGAUGUUGAAGAGGGCGCAGAUGAUCCCAGUGAUGUUCGCAAUGGCGAUGCCGGCUUGGUGACAUAUCAUGAUGAGUCUGCACCACAGUACGCACAUCGCUCGGUCAGUCAUCUGCAUCAUGAAGAACCCCAGCAGCCACGUGCCGAACGGCUUACUGGUGGCAGUGGCGGUUAUGAUUAUCGCAGUAAUUCGGAACCAGAGUCAGAGGUGCCUGCUGGUGAUCCAAGCUUCGUCAAAGACAGCGAAUGGUCAGCGUGCAGCGUGACCUGUGGUGAGGGCGUACGCCGACGAGUUUAUCGUUGCAAAAUCUUUCUCGAAUACUCGCGCACCAUCGCGACCGUCAACGAUUCGCUAUGCGAAGGCGUUAAACCACACGAUGAAGUAGAGCGUUGUGUCCAGGAACCGUGUAUGCUGCCCUCACAUGCUUACGAUGAUCAAUAUCUACGCGACUCCAUUAAAGUGGGCGUCUCCGAACCCGGUAAAACAUAUGUAUGGCGAGAGCAAGGUUACACCUCGUGCAGUGCUAGCUGCUUGGGUGGAGUUGAAGAGUUGAUAAUAAAUUGUGUGCGCGAAGAUAAUGGACGCGUGGUGUCACCAUUCCUAUGUACGCCUGAAACGAAACCUGAAGCACGAGUGCGUACUUGCAACGAUCGACCUUGCCCACCGCGCUGGAAUUACUCCGACUACACGCCCUGCUCAAAAUCAUGCGGCAUUGGCAUAAAGACACGCGAAGUGCAGUGCAUACACGAGGUGACGCGCGGUGGCGAGAAUACCAUGGUUGUGCCGAAUAGCAUGUGCCCACAACCACCACCAGCCGAUCGCCAGUAUUGCAAUGUGCUCGACUGUCCGGUACGUUGGGAGGUAGGUGAAUGGUCGAAAUGCUCACACACUUGCGGUUAUGGCAUCAAGGAGCGCAAAGUAGAGUGUAAACAGAUUAUGGCGCAGGAGCAUAAAAUUGAGCGCCCCGAAUCGAUGUGUCCGAGCGCCAAACCGCCAGAUAAGAAACCUUGCAAUGUGAAACCCUGUCCUGUGGAGGAUCCCAAACCCGUCAUACAAGUUAGUAAUACAACGCAUAUACAACACGAUCCUAAAAAGUCGAAGAUUACAUUGAAAGUCGGUGGUGCCGGUGUGGUAUUCUUUGGCACACAAGUGAAAAUAAAAUGUCCUGUGAAACGUUAUAAUCGUACUAAGAUAAAGUGGAGUAAGGAUCACAAGCCCUUGGCACGUUCGCGUAAGUUCAAAGUGUCUAAGAAAGGUGCGCUGCGCAUUUUGGAUAUAACGUUCCGUGAUGCUGGUGUGUAUUCCUGUCAUGCGGGGCAUAGCUCUGCUGAGAUUACUAUUGAUGUGAAGGCGAAACCCGGACAACAACCCGAAGAGCUAAAACUGCAGGAAUCAGAACGUCUUGUUCAUGAACGUGAAGGCACGGAAGCUUUAAUCUCUGCCGAUAUGACCACAGCUGGAGAAAAUACGAAUAGCUCCCAAAACACGCGUCGUAAGCAGCAAGGAGCACGAGAAAGCAAUCGACGUGCCAAAAAUGAUCAGUCACAAAAUGUGGACGGCAACAUCAUGGAGAAUGAGCAGUCGCAAUUAGUACAACAGGUCGGCGAGGAUGGCGGUGGCGCGCCAAAAUCCACCAGCGCCUCUAAUGGCGGUAGUCGUGCCAACGUUCUACUGACGAUGCCAUACUUUCAGGCACUACUCAGCAAUUUGCAGCAUUUGUGGCCUUUUCAGAAAUUUGGCGAUUCGAGAGGACAUCACAUGCUGUUCGACAAAGGUCUACAAUUCGGCAUCGAUUUGGAAAAUUUCGAACAGGACGAGCCCAUGCGACCACAAAUCGACGUUGGAGAUCUGCGGACCCUUGCCGCGUCCGAUGCAUAUGCCUCAUCAUCGCUUACAACGCUAGAAGACAGGAAUGACGGUAGCAGCAGCAACGUUAACUCUGAUGGCAAUGUUUGGCACGAACAGGAAGCAACAGAGCAUAUAAGCGUCAUCACAAGUACAACAACAAUGCUGCCAACAGUUAGCAAUGCCAUUGGCGCAACACAUGAGGACGACUCACCACAUUCACCGCACGCCAGGUGGCAGAAGCAGGGCGAGGCAGAAACAGCCACGGUGGCCACGAGUAACCAUGUCACGUACGAAUGGCGCAUCGGCGAAUGGUCGGAGUGUUCAGAGAAGUGCGGUAAUGCGGGCGGCGCAGGUUUACGGCGCCGCUCAAUAACGUGCCUACGUUUACGCCACCACACGCCCGCAUAUAAUUCGCUGGAAUCACACGUGGAAGCGGACAUCGAAACGGUUGACAAUGCGUACUGUGAGGAUUAUGGACUAAGCGUUCCUGACACGUUUGAAAUGUGCGGCCACGAAGAGUGUGCCCGUUGGGAGGCUGGCGAGUGGACUUUGUGUCAGCGUUCGCGUUGCUUUGGGCGCAACACGGCCAUACAAAAGCGUGAGGUUAAAUGUCGCUUUGCGAAUGCCACUGAGGCGACGGAUGCCUGCAGUGUGUCACAGCGUCCAAUUAGUCGACAGGAGUGUUAUAGUGAGCGUUGCAAGGGGGUUUGGCGUGUCGAACCAUGGUCUGAGUGCAAUGCGCAAUGCGGUCGUCAGGGAAUUAAAUACCGCAUUUUACAGUGUGUUUGGUAUGGCACGCGCCGACCAGCGGGCAAUGCCUGUCGCCAUCAGCCACGUCCAGCAGUUAUGAAAGUGUGUAAGAGUCCGCCAUGCUUCUCAAAAACUUUUGACCAAUGCAAGGACACUUCACGGUAUUGUCGCAACGUACGCUCGAUGGGCUUGUGCAGAUUGCACCGUUACCAAGAGAAAUGCUGCAAGUCUUGCCAAUUCAAUGCAUACUACAAUUAACAACAACAAAUAUGGGCAAAGUUAAGAAAAAGUGUAAAAGUCAAGGCUGCGGCGCAAAAGCAAAGAACACAACAACACAAAUAACCCACACAAUCAACAGCAGCUCUCCAAAGAAGUAAACGAAGGAAUAUUCGAAUGCGAAUAUUCAACGGACUACCAAACAUUAAUGUAAAAU